Messenger RNA from Aegilops tauschii subsp. strangulata, 856 nucleotides. Lineage: Eukaryota; Viridiplantae; Streptophyta; Magnoliopsida; Poales; Poaceae. The record is from RefSeq and is a predicted model, not a curated record.
AUUGUGUGACUCUACACAUGUAUCCUCACAAUUAGUGGCGCCUACAAGAAUGUUAGGCUUACCUGUAGCUUUUCUUAUGUAGUUAAAUAAAACAACUCAGGGUCUCACACUCAAUCAAACUACCAUGCCCAAUUGAAUCUUCAUCUGUCGAUUUAACUAUUAUUUUGUCAGACAAAAUUUUUACCCUUACUUUGCUUGUAUAGGAGAAUGACUAUCUGAUAGUAAUUCCUUAUGCCCACAUAUUCGACCUCAUGCUGAAAGCUCUGAAGUUGCCCCCUGCAACUUACUAUCACAAGAUAUGCCCAGGCGAAAAGAAUCGUGUGACGGUUACUUUCAUUUCUUCUUUGGAAUUGCUCGAUGGUGCACUUGUUCCAAGUUCUCUGUCAGGUGCAAUCUUAGAUAGCUAUGAAGAUGCUGAAGACAGUGCUGCUAUUGAAGCUAUUAGAUUCAUGGAAAAUGCAUAUGGCAAAGAAAUGAGGGACUACCACUACACUCAUGUCAAAAAGCUUGAAAAUCAAGUGAAGCACCUGGUCAAAUGGUUGGUUGCAUCAAAUAAAACAAUCAAGAAGCUGCGCAAAACAUGCUACUACGCUGUCAGGUAUAUGAGCUCAUAUUCUGCCCAAAUAGAAAACACAACCACCGCUCGGCAUUUGAAAGGGAGGGAUAGCACCAAGGGAAUUAUGAAAACAGCGCUAGCAAGCAUUGAAGGACUGACGCAGAGGCUACGCUACAUUGCUAUGAAGUUUGAGCGCCGCCUUGAAGCAACCAGAAAUAGUUUCUGGUGAGCUUUGGUCAAUGUGUCCUGACCAGCAUGCUUCUGUAGUUACUAAAUCAGGCACCUUUUGUUUCAUAUCGA